AUGGCAGCCGCAGAUAUCGACGACUCAUCCCCACCAAGCGGCUCGAGGACGCCGCGGGGAACCGCCCAUCUGCCUGAGGGGUGUACGUGGGGACCACUAUACUCUGUCAGCGCGACAGGAGGUCCGGAGGUUUAUUACCCUCCUUCCAAGAGCACCGUCACGCCCACCACCACCGCUCCUGCCUCACCCUCCUCUUCGUCUCCUGCCCAGAAACAGCUCGGUCCCCCUUCACCCCCGGUCGGUCGGCUAAUAUGGGUCGACUUCCCCUCUGGAUCCCCAUCCAAUCCGUUUCACUUCUCGCCUCGGAGAAAGAUGGCAAUCGUGGCGGUAGCCACUUACUUUACAGGCAUCACCGCCUACUCCACCUCGGCGUAUUCGAUCGGCGUGCCGUCUAUGACUGCUGAGCUGGGGAACACGGCGUUGCAAGCUGCUGCAGGACUGGCGCUGUAUGCUUGGGGAUUCGGGAUUGCGCCGAUGGUACUGGCGCCGCUGAGUGAGGAGUAUGGACGCAAAUGGACGUACAUCAUCGCUGUGGCGAUCUUUACGGUUCUGCAUCUGAUGUUGACGUUGGGGAAGAACAUAGGAACGGUCCUCGUUGGGCGCUUCCUCAUUGGUGCUGCUGGAUCCCUCGGUGCGACAUUAGUGGGAGGAACGAUAUCAGACAUCUUCAUACCGGAGGAACGAGGGUUACCGAUGGCUCUGUUCGCACUCAUGGCCAUGUUCUUCACCGGUCUCGGACCCAUCGCCAUGUGCUGGGUCGAAGCACGGCCAGAUUUGGGGUGGAGAUGGAUCCAAUGGAUAGAGAUGAUCGCUAUUGGUGCAUACAUACCUUUCGUGGUCUUCAUCCUGACGGAGACUCGCGCACCAGUCAUUAUCCGCCGUCGCGCCGCUGUACUGCGGAAAGAGCGUGGAUUGACAGACGGCGGGAGAUACACCGCUCGGAGUGAGAUUGGGAGGCAAAAGUUCUUUGCGGCCAUGUCGACGAGCUUACUAAGACCUCUUUUAUUCCUUUGCGUCGAGCCCAUCGUCACCUUCUUUUCGGUGUGGAUCUCCCUUGCUUGGGGUGUUUUCUAUACUCAGGUAUUCGGGCUGCCAUUCCUGUACCCUCGAGUGUAUGGCUUCACAACAACCCAGACUGGGCUGAUCUACUCUACUAUCUGUAUCGGAAGUCUCCUUGGGUUUGCUUGUAACUUUAUCCAGGAUGCGAUAUAUCGACGAAAGGUUGCAAAGCACGGUGUUGAAGCGCGGCUAUAUGGAGCCAUGACGGCCGGUAUCGCACUUUUUGUCGGGUGUAUGUUGUACGCCUUCACUAUCCGGCCAGAUGUACACUGGGCGGUACCCGCUAUUGGUGUCAUCAUCAUCAUCGCCUGUGUGAUCACACUGUAUAUCACUGGCUUUGUUUAUUUAUCGGAAUGUUACGGAUCCUACGCCUCCUCUGCUCUGGCUGGCAUGUCUUUUUUGAGGAACAUGUUUGCGGGUGCAUUCUCUAUGUUUACGCAAGAUAUGUACAUCUCACUCACCCCCCGCUGGGCCAUCUUCCUCAUGGGCAUGGUCGCCGGCGUACUCGGCAUAGUCCCCUUCAUCGCAUACUGGAAGGGUCCAGAAAUAAGAGCCCGGAGCAAAUACAGCAAGAUCUUGAUGGAGGAGGAGAGGCGAAGAGUCGCGGAUGCAGAAAGAGAGGAUGAGGAGCGGGCGCACGAGGAGGCGCAGGAAGAAGAAGAGUGGAAUGGGGGAAGAAUGAGGGGGUCGGGCGAGAAGACGUUGCGGGAGUCAGGUCAUGGGACGGCAGAGAUGGCAGAGAAAGGUAGAACAACGAGAUACGGUUGA
Dioszegia hungarica is the source of this 1827-nucleotide messenger RNA. Its product is annotated as major facilitator superfamily domain-containing protein. Gene Ontology annotation, molecular function: transmembrane transporter activity. Lineage: Eukaryota; Fungi; Basidiomycota; Tremellomycetes; Tremellales; Bulleribasidiaceae. The coding region runs from base 1 to 1827 and encodes 608 amino acids. The transcript is spliced from 12 exons. Gene Ontology annotation, biological process: transmembrane transport. The record is from RefSeq and is a predicted model, not a curated record. Gene Ontology annotation, cellular component: membrane.